This is a messenger RNA of Coregonus sp. 'balchen', 8220 nucleotides long. Lineage: Eukaryota; Metazoa; Chordata; Actinopteri; Salmoniformes; Salmonidae. The record is from the annotation of a GenBank genome assembly.
AUGUCUAAACUACAGUUGCUGAACGCGUAUGUUACUGAACGACUAACGGCGGCUGCUACAGAGAUCUCCGUUGCCAUAGAGACAACAGUAGUAGAGUUGCAUGAAGAAAUCUCCCGUUCGACGGAGGAGAAUGAUCGUCUACGAAGACUGCUGGAUUUGGUUUUCAACCGACAGAUAAAGUUACACAGAGGUUUGUAUUGACGACUUGCAACUGUAUUAACAUAUAUCAAUCAUAUGGCAACUUGGCAAGAUAUAAGCUUAAGUUAAGCUAUUGUAAAUAUACAAGUACAAAGGCAAAGCUGCAAUUGUAAUGUUGAAUCCCACAGCAGUAUUCUCUGUGUACCAAAACCAAUAAACAAGUUAGCUAGCUUUUUAACAUUUUGUAGUUGCAGGUUUUAGACAUUUAAACUUUGGAUUUAGUUUUAGACAAAAUAUUUCCUGAAUUAUCAGCAACUUUAUACACUACCGGUCAAAAGUUUUAGAACACCUACUGAUUCAAGGGUUUUUCUUCAUUUUUACUAUUUUCUACAUUUUAGAAUAAUAGUGAAGACAUCAAACCUAUGAAAUAACACACAUGGAAUCAUGUAGUAACCAAAAAAUAAAUAAAAAAAUAAAAAUAUAUUUGAGAUUUGAGAUUCUUCAAAGUAGCCACCCUUUGCCUUGAUGACAGCUUUGCACACUCUUGGCAUUCUCUCAACCAGCUUCACCUGGAAUGCUUUUCCAACAGUCUUGAAGGAGUUCUCAUAUAUGCUGAGCACUUGUUGGGUGCUUUUCCUUCACUCUGCUGUCCGACUCAUCCCAAACCAUCUCAAUAUGGUUGAGGUCGGGGAUUGUGGAGGCCAGGUCAUCUAAUGCAGCACUCCAUCACUCUCCUUCUUGGUAAAAUAGCCCUUACACAGCCUGGAGGUGUGUUGGGUCAUUGUCCUGUUGAAAAACAAAUGAUAGUCCCACUAAGCCCAAACCAGAUGGGAUGGCGUAUCGCUGCAGAAUGCUGUGGGAGCCAUGCUGGUUAAGUGUUCCUUGAAUUCUAAAUAAAUCACAGACAGUGUCACCAGCAAAGCACCAUAACACCUCCUCCUCCAUGCUUUAUGGUGGGAAAUACACAUGCAGAGAUCAUCCGUUCACCCACACCGCGUCUCACAAAGACACAGCGGUUGGAACCAAAAAUCUCAAAUUUGGACUCCAGACCAAAGGACAAAUUUCCACCGGUCUAAUGCUCGUGUUUCUUGGUCCAAGCAAGUCUCUUCUUCUUAUUGGUGUCCUUUAGUAGUAGUUUCUUUGCAGCAAUUCGACCAUGAAGGCCUGAUUCACACAGUCUCCUCUGAACAGUUGAUGUUGAGAUGUGUCUGUUACUUGAACUCUGUGAAGCAUUUAUUUGGGCUGCAAUUUCUGAGGCUGGUAACUCUAAUGAACUUAUCCUCUGCAGCAGAGGUAACUCUGGGUCUUCCAUUCCUGUGGCGGUCCUCAUGAGAGCCAGUUUCAUCAUAGCGCUUGAUGGUUUUUGCGACUGCACUUGAAGAAACUUUAAAAGUUCUUGAAAUGUUCCUUAUUGACUGACCUUCAUGUCUUAAAGUAGUGAUGGACUGUCGUUUCUGCUUAUUUGAGCUGUUCUUUCCAUAAUUUGGUAUUUACCAAAUAGGGUAAAUAUCAAAUACCCACAGCGGUUGGAACCAAAAAUCUCAAAUUUGGACUCCAGACCAAAGGACAAAUUUCCACCGGUCUAAUGCUCGUGUUUCUUGGCCCAAGCAAGUCUCUUCUUAUUAUUGGUGUCCUUUAGUAGUAGUUUCUUUGCAGCAAUUCGACCAUGAAGGCCUGAUUCACACAGUCUCCUCUGAACAGUUGAUGUUGAGAUGUGUCUGUUACUUGAACUCUGUGAAGCAUUUAUUUGGGCUGCAAUUUCUGAGGCUGGUAACUCUAAUGAACUUAUCCUCUGCAGCAGAGGUAACUCUGGGUCUUCCAUUCCUGUGGCGGUCCUCAUGAGAGCCAGUUUCAUCAUAGCGCUUGAUGGUUUUUGCGACUGCACUUGAAGAAACUUUAAAAGUUCUUGAAAUGUUCCUUAUUGACUGACCUUCAUGUCUUAAAGUAGUGAUGGACUGUCGUUUCUGCUUAUUUGAGCUGUUCUUUCCAUAAUUUGGUAUUUACCAAAUAGGGUAAAUAUCAAAUACCCCCCCCCCCCCCCCCCCCCCCCCCCCGUAACAACACAACUGAUUGGCUCAAACGCAUUAAGAAGGAAAGAAAUUCCACAAAUACGUUUUAAGAAGGAACACCUGUUAAUUGAAAUACAUUCCAGGUGACUACCCCAUGAAGCUGGUUGAGAGAAUGCCAAGAGUGUGCAAAGACAAAGGGUGGCUAUUUGAAGAAAAUCAAAUAUAAAAUAUAUUUUGAUUUGUUUAACACUUUUUUGGUUACUACAUGAUACCAUAUGUGUUAUUUCUUAGUUUUGAUGUCUUCAUUAUUAUUCUACAAUGUAGAAAAUAGUAAAAAUAAAGAAAAACCCUUGAAUGAGUAGGUGUUCUAAAACUUUUGACUGGUAGUGUAUUUCUUAUUUUUCCUUUAUCAGAUCCCCACCAGCUCACGCUCCCCAAAUCUGAAGAGGAGGUUCCCCCUGUGCAGCAGCACUGUGAGCAGGAGUGGAGCCCCAGUCUGGUUCAGGAGGACCCAGAGCCCACACAGAUUAAAGAGGAACAGGAGGAACUCAGGACCAAUCAGGAGGAAGGGCAGCUUCAAGGACUGGGGGAGGCUGAUCUCAUAAAGUUCAUAUUUCCUCCUGCCUGUGUGAAAAAUGUUUGUGAUCAGGAGAACCCAUCUCAGCCCUCACAUCUUCACCAAACCCAAACUGUGGAGGACAGAGAGAGGGACUCUCUACUCACCUACACAACUGAAGAGAUCAAAACAGAACCAGAUGGAGAGGACUACAGAGUAUCAGAACCAACCAGUGACUCUCCGCCCCUCUCUGCAGUAAAUCCAGACUGUUCUGCAGCUCAGAGUGAAAACAUGGAAAGUGAUGAUGAGGUGGAGAGAGGAGGACUACUGUCAGGGUCUAAGACACUCAAAUCAAAGACAAAACAGACAAAGAAUGGAGAAAGGUUCCAUACCAGUGCUGGAGGCAGGACGGCCAUAAUGUUUCCCUGUUUGACAUCAUCUAGUCAAACGGAUGCUGCUCCUUAUUGUUGCAAGGUGUGUAGGAAGACUUUUGUUUCAAACGGUUUUUUAAUUUAUCAUGUGCGAAAGACACACACAGAGCAUAAAGAAUGCCAGUGUGGUGUGUGUGGAAAAUGCUUAAAUUCUACAGAAAGUAUGAUGGGUCACCUACAAACUCAUACUGAAGAAAACAUUUCUUGUCAUGUUUGUGGCAAAUGUUUCUCUAAAAGUGGUGAUCUCAAAACACAUAUUAGAAGUCAUACAGGAGAGAAACCAUAUCAAUGCACUCAAUGUAGUAAAUGCUACACACAGAAAGUACACCUUAAAAAUCAUAUUAGAACUCAUACAGGGGAGAAACCAUUUAGGUGUAAAGAAUGUGGGAAAUACUUCACACAGAAGAAUACCCUGUCCAAUCACAUGAUGAUCCACAGAGGGGAGAAACCGUAUCAGUGUAAAACUUGUGGGAAAUGCUUCACUGAAAGUGGAACCCUGAGCAGGCAUAUAAGAGUUCACACAGGGGAGAAACCACAUCAGUGCCAAGAAUGUGGGAAAUGCUUCACUGAGCGUGGAAACCUGACUAAACAUAUAAAGAUCCACAGAAGAGAGAAAUCCUAUUAUUGCAGCUACUGUAGCAUAUGCUUUACUGAUGAAGCAAAUUGUAAAAGACACAUGAACACUGUUCACAAGAGUGAGAACAUAUGACAGUGGAGUGGCAUAAAACCUUCAGAUAUAAAAUAUAAUGUAUAGAACUGACAUGAUCCCGUGCUCUGCGCUACAUGACAGAUAAACAUGUAUUUUCCAUACAUUUCUUCUUCAGCAUGUGGGAGUUUUCUACAUCAUAUUUUCAUCACAUCUUCUACAACUCGUGGUCCUCUGUAGCUCAAUUGGUAGAGCAUGGCGCUUGUAACGCCAGGGUAGUGGGUUCGAUCCCCGGGACCACCCAUACGUAAAAAUGUAUGCACACAUGACUGUAAGUCGCUUUGGAUAAAAGCGUCUGCUAAAGGGCAUAUUAUUAUUAUUAUAACCCUACUCUGGAUAUGUGUGUAUUUCUGUUAAAAUGUUCUGUUUCUUUUCUUGCAAACUUAAUUGUAUUUCCAUGUGAAUUACCGGUAUAAAUAAAGGUUAAAUGAAAAAAGCAAUCAGAGUUCUUGCUCAUCUAUUGCAGAUUGACAUGAAUGACAUUUCAGCCAGACAACAGUCUCAACCAAGUUCUGCUUACACUUGUUUCAUCUUGGGAAGAUGUUGGUUAUUACCUUUUCAAAAACAUGAAAGGUUGGGUACCACGUAUAUAUAGCAUUAGACACAUAAUCAUAUUUUGGAGUUUAGAUUUUUACAAUGCUGCUCAGUAGAGACUACUUUUGUGUGGCCACACGAUGGCGCCCACGGCCAAAGCCAUUCGGUGAAGCGGAAGCUGUCAUUUGCAGAAAGGAAACGUGAGAGAUUUGAUAUCUCUUCCGGAUAAUAUUUUUUUAACGUGUUUUGCAGGAUAUAAUCAAAGAGUUUCUAAACCCAGACGCGCAACAUCGCAAGCAGACCAGGCCGAGGUUUGAAAAGGCAAUGAGAGAAGUGAAAAAUUAUUCCUUAGUUAAUUUUCUCGAAAUCCAAAGGCAAACCUAGAUUCGAGACAAGUAGUGGAACAUGUUAUUACUCCAACCUCGUGAAAGUGACAAACUGACGCGUUUUCAUUUUGCUCCCAUUGGAAACGACAGACUGUAGUCUAUCUUGGGUUAGUUAUACAAAUAUUUGGUUGGACCCAAUGAUGUGUUUCUGCGCAUGAGCUUGGCUAGCCAACGUCGCCAUGACAUCGCCUACAAGUCUUCAUACUGUACUGUCUUUGAUAUAAUAUAUAAGAAGAAGAAGAAGAAGAACAAGAACAAUAACAAUAAGCAGCUGCUUCCUUGCUACAUUUUGACUAUGUGAAAUGUAACGUUGCAGGCUGAGCAGAAUAAUACGGACUUGUCUACUUUAUUUCCGGGCAAAAUGUCUAAACUACAGUUGCUGAACGUGUAUGUUACUGAACGACUAACAGCGGCAGUUGCAGAGAUAUCCGUGGAGGUCGAGAGAACAGUAGUAGAGUUGUAUGAAGAAAUCUCCCGUUCUAAGGAGGAGAAUGACCGUCUGCGAAGGCUGUUGGAUUUGGUUUUCAACCCAGAGAUAAAGUUACACAAAGCAGGUUUGUAUUGACUAGCUACUGUAUUAGCCAGAACAGAUUCCGACCCUACACUUGCUUAAAGCUGCGCUGGGUCGGACUACCCCAAGACGCUAACUGCUGCUGUAGCCCAAUUGAUGAUAAUAUCUUCUGGUCAGGGGACUUUUGUUAAUAAGAGCCCUGACUCUCGUUCUUAACAUUAAAACGCAUCGCUUGCGGUACGGUUUUGGAAACAUAAGGAACGUAUCUUUAAUAUCAACAAUAAAUAAUUUCCAAAAUUACUAUACACCAUAGGGUUGGGGUUAGUGUUCCCACGGCCAUAUCUCCAUGUUACAGCGCUUGUUUACAGAAGACAGAUGGAAGACAUAGUCGGCCACCUGUGCUAUCUAGCGUGGUCCAAACACCUGUGUGUAUGCAUAACUGAGAAGGAAAUGUAGUUUGUCAACUCUAGGCGCACACAGCGUAUGGAUCUGUGCAAAACUUUUUACAAAUAUGAUUUCUUGCAGAUCAUGAAAGAUAAGGGGCAUAAGCAUAUGUUUCGAAAACCGUUUUGUAAGCAAUGUUUUGAAAUUUCUAAACGUUAAAACACAGUGUCGGAAUUGUAGUUCACACACAGCCAACUGUGUGCAAAGCUAACCGCUGAAAACCCUGUGGAUAAUAAGAAGGUAAUAAGAAGGGUUUUCAAGAACUAGGGUAGGACAGGCUUCUUGUUUAGAUUAAGACCCCACAGAGCCGGCGUGAGAUGUGGCUCGGGAAAUGUAUCGCAGUUCAGGGAUGAGAAAAGCAUUGUACUCCGAGUUGUCCCAUUAUCCCAGCUGUUACACCAAGAAGAUUGAAAUACUGCUAGUUGUUAAGUAGACUGCCCUUUUCAUCCUCAUGCUAGCUAACAGCAGCCAUAGGCCUGUCUCUCGCUUCCGGGGCGGGACAUCCGUUUUGGGGAAAAUCUGGGAAAUUCUAUAUCUGGUCUAUGGCGUGGUGUUCUUUCAAUAGAAAUAGCGUAAACCUGUUGUAGAGUACCUCUGUUCGAAAUCAAGGGGGGAAAACUGCAUUAUUUAAAGCCUCGCACUUUGAAGUCAACCCGAGGUGGGCUAACUCGAAUUGCGUUUCGACUGCCUCUAGAAUGUAGAAAUUAUGUAAUGUUGCUAGCUAGCCAAUUUUGGUUACAACUAGCAAGAUAUCUAGCUAGCUAGCAAGAUGUUGAAGAACACAUUAAAUUCACCAUCACCACGCUGUAACUAACGUUACCCCUUGCUAGCUAGCUAGCUAGCUAGCUAGCUAAACGGUUAGCGUCGUCGCUAGCAUAACAGGCUAGCUAGCUAGUUUAAUUCCUAACCUUGCUUGCCGCGGCCAGGUAGCCAAAUGUUUAGCUUGCUAGCUAGCUAGCUAAACGGUUAGCGUCAUCACUAACAUAACAGGCAAGCUAGCUAGUUUAAUUCCUAACCUUGCUUGCCAUGGCAUUGGCUACUAGCUGGCAGGCUAACCAAAUACACCAGACACCUAAAAUCCCUGCUAACUCACGUUAGAUAGCUAGCUUGUUUCAACUCUGACUUGCAAGCUAACGUUAGCUAGCUAGCAUUUAAGGGCUGACCGUUCUCAAACGUUUAUUGUGUAGUGCAAAAAUAAAUGAAGGAUCCAACUAAGUUGGUAAUUCGUUAGUGAUGGGGGAAAAAAUAGAUAUAGUUACAUAUCACAAUAUUUGUUUUAUUAUAUCGCAUCGUUUUGACAAUAUAGCAAUAUUAUUUUUGCGCUAGUUGGCCGUACCUUCACCAAAACUCCAGUAUUUUUCCUUCAUAGCUUUUCUCCGUCUUCUUUUUAAAAAGGGAGCCAAUUAGUUUUCAGCACAUUUAUUUCCAUGACUGAUCAUAACUUGUUUUUCUCAUGUCUAUCUCUUGUCCCUCAGGAAGCCUGUCCUACCCCAGUGCAGCUGUAAGCAAGUGGAGGGUCGGAAUCUAUUCUGGCUACCGCUGUAUUAGCUAAACUUACAUGAAUCAAACGGAUAGCAAGUCAAUACAAGAAAUUAGAUUCAAUUGUAAUGUUGAAUCAAUAAAGCUGUUCUAAUCAAUAUAAUGGAAAUGAUCAAAUAGCUAAGUAGCAUUUUUAAAAUGUCUUAAUGUCAUGUUUUAGACAGGACCCAUAGAAGAUAACUAUUGAUUAAGUUUUAGAUUUAAAAUGUCAAAAUAUUAUUGAAUUCUAAGUAACUUCUCCAUCAGAUGCCCAGCAGCUCACUCUCACCAUAUCUGAAGAGGAGGUUUUCCCGGAACAGCAGCACUGUGAGGAGGAGUGGAGCCCCAGUCUGAUUCAGGAGGACCCAGAGCCCACACUGAUUAAAGAGGAACAGGAGGAACUCAGGAACCAGUCAGGAGGAAGGGCAGCUUGAAGGGCUCUUUGAUACCAAAGACUCCAUAUUCACUUCUCCCUUUAUGGAAAGUGACUGUGAUCAGGAGGACCCACCUCAGCCCUCACAUUUUCACCAAACCCAAACUGUGGAGGACAGAGAGAGGGACUCUCUACUCACCUACACAACUGAAGAGAUCAAAACAGAACCAGAUGGAGAGGACUACAGAGUAUCAGAACCAACCAGUGACUCUCCGCCCCUCUCUGCAGUAAAUCCAGACUGUUCUGCAGCUCAGAGUGAAAACAUGGAAAGUGAUGAUGAGGUGGAGAGAGGAGGACUACUGUCAGGGUCUAAGACACUCAAAUCAAUGACAAAACAGACAAAGAAUGGAGAAAGGUUCCAUUCCAGUGCUGGAGGCAGGACGGAGACCAUGUUGCCCUGUUUGACAUCAUCUAGUCAAACGGAUGCUGCUCCUUAUUGUUGGAAGGUGUGUAGGAAGACUUUCGUGUCUGUUUUUUAUUUAAUUUAUCAUGUGCGAAAAAUACACACAGAGCAUAAAGAAUGCCAGUGUGGUGUGUGUGUGGAAAAGGCUUAA